UGGCGCCGCUGGAUGCCGAGGCGGGGAAUGCCGUGGAUCAGCAGCCGCCGGCAACGAAUUUCGGCAUCCUAAGCGGCAGCGAUCGCAGGCGAUCCAGCAUUUUGGAGACGCUGACCAAGACAUUCUCGUCAUCGGCGUGGCAGCACAACCUCAAGCACAUCAAUGUCAAGGCAAGUGUGCUCGAGACGUAUCACGAUUCGUUUCUCUUUGGGAGCGUGCCUCGCUCGGUGAGGCUGAGGAUCUUUCUCCGGGGCGGUGCUCUUGGCUAUAUUUUAUAUCUGACGGAGUUCAUUCUUGCGGUUCUCUCCGGUGUUCUCUAUGUCUACUCGACGUACGUAAAGCAGUGUAGAUUGAACAAACAAUGCACAGCUACGGGACUGCUGGUUCUUGGGUCACACACUUACAAAAUGCCAUCAGUGUUGCUUUCCUUGCCGACUAUGUUUUGAGAAUUUACAGUGAGCCUGCUCGGCUUUUCUACAUUUUCUCCUUGUCGGGUCUAGUGGAUCUUUUGAGCGCUAUUCCCAUUUUCAACGUUUUCAGGUAUCGCAAAGCCGGCGGUGAUGUUUAUAACUUGCUUCAGUUUCUUCGCAUUGUAAGAAUAUCAUCUUGCAUUACGAAGCUAGGAAUGGCUGGAAGCACGUUAACCCAACAGAUUAUUCUAUUAAUCUUCUCCACUGCUGGCGCAGUCGUUCUUGUUGCUGGUAUUAUUCAAUGGCUGGAGUAUCAUGGUGCUUCUGAAAAAACCAAACGGAUGUGUCCCCUAGAAGGGUGCAUGUCUUUCUGGGACGCAUUCUAUUUCGUCAUUGUUACGAUUGCGACUGUUGGAUACGGAGAUGUUGUUCCCGUAACAAUUCAAGGCCAGGCUGCUAUCAUCAUCACAAUUAUGAUUGCCGUAGCCAUUCUUCCCAUACAAGUGAGCAGGAUCAGUACUCUUGCAUACAAUAGACCUUACGGUGGUACUUUCAACUCAAGAAAGGUGCUCGGGUCACGAUUUCUGAUUAUAGGCGGCAGCAUAGAGCUGCGCGUGAUUCAGAUUUUUCUUGCAGAACUUUAUAAUCCUACCCAUGCUGAAGAUCUAGAAAUCUAUCCUAUGCACGUUAUUAUUCUCGCGCCAUUUACUCCAUCAUUCGAGUUGCAGCAGUUGCUGUCCCUUUACAAUAAUCAAGUGGAGUUCUACGAAGGGUGCCCGUCACAGACAUCAGACCUGGAUCGUAUUAGCGCAGACAAGGCGUCAGCUUUUUUCCUUUUGGCGGACAAGGAGACAUUGGAUCCAAGAACAGAAGAUCAUACUCAAAUUUUUAGAGCUUUGGCUGUAAGCCGUUAUUGCAAAGGUCGAGUUCGGAUAGUUGUUGAAGUACUAGACCCUGAUGCUCUGAGAUGUAGCGUUUGGGAUAAUGCUUAUGGGCAGGGGAUUGAGGUUAUUUGCCAGACAAAGCUGCAUAACAAGCUACUAGCUCGCAGUUGUACGAUCAAGGGUCUCUAUACUUUUAUUACAAAUUUGUUUACGUCCGAAAUUCAGCUACAUAAUAUACCUUCGAUGCGUCACAUAGUUGAGUAUAAUCACAGUUUUGACAACGAAGUGUAUCCAUUGAUUUUUCCAAGCGCUUUUCACGGUCUGCUUUUUGAAGAGGUUACGGAAUUUAUAUACUCUUCGUUCAAUAUAACACUCUUUGCGUUAGACACAAGUGGAACGGUUUUGCUGCACCCAAAAGGACAUAGUAUCUCCUCAAAUGACAUUGGUCUUGUGAUGGCAACGAGCCUCAAUACCGUCUACAGCAUAUCUAAGUUCGAAGGGACUUGCUCAAAUCCUCAAAGUCGCGAGCGUAAGCUCUUGGAGUCUGUGAGCUCCCGGUGGAAGAAGCUGGGUUCAGUGGCCUCUUUUAAAAGACAGGAGAUACCUGGUAUAGACUCAUAUUUAGAUGGCAGCCAACCGGUUCCCGUGCCUUCGAGUCCUGUGGGACAUCACAAGCUGAUCGUUAGUCUCAGAGACGCUGUCGAAAAGAAUCACGCUGCAUUGCUCAGCGGCAAUGGCUUCAGCGACUCUACGGAGAUCGACGCAUUGACCAGUAAUUACUUGGAAGGAGAACCAUCUGCAGCAUUGGAAGCGUCCAUGGACUGGACGCUUGCAUGGCCUUCAGCAGACAUUUAUGGUCGACCGCACGCUGUUUUGCUCGAAAGGAACGAGCAGAAAAUUUUGCAAGACCUCCAAAGAAGGAGCAUCGCAAUCGUUAGCUUGAAGAAGGCACACAUACUGGUUUGCUGUCAAGGCAAAUGGCCAGCCAAUCUGUUUUACUUUCUACUCGAGCUCCGAAAGCCAACGUUUCCGAAUCAUCCGGUGGUGAUUCUACAUCCAUCCCAACCGGAUUUCUAUCAGUGGGGAUCAGUCGGCGUUUUCAAAGACGUAUUUUUCGUGAAGGGCUCGCCGAUUCACGAGCUUGAUUUAAUGCGUGCUGGAGUCAUUCAUGCAGACAAAGUCAUUGUUCUUGCGUAUCCUGGAUCUCCGAUUGAUGCCAGUGGGAAAGGUGUUCAGCAAACUGCUGAUACCCGGAAGAAUCCAGGGGCUUACACCAGUGACGUAGACGGCAUUAUAAUUCUGGCCAACAUCGAGCGCUUGCUUCACGGUGACCUCACCAAAGUCGUGAUUGAGAUGCAGCAUGCGAUUGGCUUGCACUACCUGUGGCCGUAUAGCCAGAUCCCAAGUUGCUCUAUACCUGCGGACGCUUACAAACGCAACCCUGACGCUGUUGCUCACUUUGCACCCGCAUACAUGGAAGGACGAGCCGUCUCCCCAAGCAUGCUCAGCUUUCUCAUGCGCUCCUCGUUCUACAACAAGAAUACCAGCUCAAUCGUAGAGCAGCUUGUGGAGGGCAGCGUUGACGACAGCAAGCAUGCUCGGGUUUUGGAGCAGUUCGAAGCUCCACAAAAGUACGUGAAUCGUUCCUACGGUGAUAUGUUCUCGGAGCUCCUGGCAGAGAGAGGCAUGCUCGCCUUGGGUCUCUACCGAGCAAAGGGAACGCAUGGCAGUCCGUGUCCAUACGUCUUCACGAAUCCGCCCAUGGACUCCAUCGUCAGCGCAGAAGAUCUCGUCUUCGCUCUCAUCUGAGAGGAGCUCUUUUGUGGGGAGUGCCACGUUUUCACCAAGAUCGCUUGUUGGCACCGUUGCGAAGUUUAGGCUGGGUUAUUUGUGGAGUCGGGGAUUUUAGAGUAGCGAUGGUGAAGACAGGUGAAG
Selaginella moellendorffii is the source of this 3229-nucleotide messenger RNA. Its product is annotated as calcium-activated potassium channel subunit alpha-1-like. The record is from RefSeq and is a predicted model, not a curated record. The coding region runs from base 362 to 3103 and encodes 913 amino acids. Gene Ontology annotation, cellular component: membrane. The transcript has 17 exons. NCBI's taxonomy places the organism in Eukaryota, Viridiplantae, Streptophyta, Lycopodiopsida, Selaginellales, Selaginellaceae. Gene Ontology annotation, biological process: potassium ion transport.